CCUGAAACCCCUCUAACUGAAAAAUUUGUGAACAUCAUCAAUGUCGAAAUCGGGCCGCUCAAUUAGUACGAUAUUGUCCGCUUUAAGCCAAGCCCGCACGGUAUUACUCUUGGGUGUCCUCCCCAAAAGACCUUGUACUAAUGAGCUUGGUGUACACUUAUAUACAAGGGUUCCUUCCCUUAUAUUUCCGAUGUGGUACUUGGAUUGUCCCGUAACAAUCCUCACCUCAAGCCAAGGACCACGAACUUCGUGUCCUCACCUCCGCGAUUAUCUUGAUCCGCCAGACACCUUGUACGAUGGGCUUCUCGUACAAGGAUUUUCCCAAAACGCGAAACUCUCUUUGAUCCGCCAAACAGACGUGGAUCGCACAUGGAUCCACCAGACAAACGCGGACUUCCCUCGAUCCGCCAAACCAGAUGUAGCCCAAAGGUUGAUCUCUCGUGAAUCCACCAAACCAGACGCAAAUCUCAAAUCCCGAGGUCACCGAAUGGUAGAUCCCAAAGCUCCAACUCCCUGUCCAAUAUCAAGGCUCAAUGACGAAAAUCCAGGCACUGGGGUCUUCUAUAUCAUAAUCCCACCUAGAGCACCAGAUUGGCCAUUUUAGCAUGGAUCCACUUAGGUCAUGUUUGGCUUUUCCCGAUCAAUUAGUACAAUAUUGUCCGCUUUAGUCCAAGUCCGCACGGUUUUACUCUUGGGUGUCCUCCCCAAAAGGCCUCGUACUAAUGAGCUUGGUGGACACUUAUAUACAAGGGUUCCUUCCCUUGUAUUUCCGAUGUGGUACUUGGAUUGUCCCAUAACAAUCAGAUCAAUCGCGAAACAUAAAUGUGUGAUCAUUAGAGGCUUGCACCUAGGGUGAAAAAGGAAUCUGGUUAUCGCUCACUGCCUUCCUAGACAGACCAUCCAAAACCUCCAUAACUAUUGUGAAGAGAUAGGGAGACAGUGGAUCUCCUUGUCUGAGGCCUUUACAAGCUUUUAUAUUCCCACAAAGACCACCAUUCAUUGACACCUUAAUAGUUGGAGUAGUAACACAAGCAGACAACUUAAUAAACCCAGAGGGGAAUCCCAUUGCUUCCAUAACAGUGAACAAGAACUUCCAAUUAACAGAAUCAAAUACCUUCAUUGUAUCAAUUUUCACCGCACAUCUUGGAGUUAUGUUCUUAUAAUGAUAGUUCGUCACAAGCUCUAAAACUAACAGUAUAUUAUCACUAAUGGCUAUUCCCUUAACAAAUGUAGACUGAGAUC
Molecule: messenger RNA, 1242 nt
Organism: Linum trigynum
Lineage: Eukaryota; Viridiplantae; Streptophyta; Magnoliopsida; Malpighiales; Linaceae
Source: the annotation of a GenBank genome assembly